CGUUAUUUUGGAUCAUCACUCAGCUCAUUGACAGGAUCCGGACUUGUGAUACUCGGUUUUUGCGAGCAGAAAUGGCAACAGUUGAAGUUAUCUCAAAUCAGAACGUGGUGGAGAGGGUGACUAGCCUUCCUCUGGUGAGUUCCACCUACAGUAUGGUAUUCAGUGUGUAUGCCAACACCAAAGACAACCACCCUUACAUCAGGACUGUGUGUGAGGCUGCAGAGCAAGGGGUCCGCACCAUCACCUCUGUGGCCCUCACCACUGCGUCACCCAUCAUCGGCAAGCUGGAACCCCAGAUUGCCAUUGCCAAUGACCUUGCCUGUAAAGGUUUGGACAAGAUUGAGAAAACCUUGCCAAUUCUUCACCAGCCCUCAGAGCAGAUUGUCUCCAGUGCCAAGGAUGUUGUAACCAACGCUAAAGAUGUUGUGACGGGCAGAGUGUCUGGAGCCAAGGACACUGUCUCUGACACUCUGAGCAGUGUUGUGGAAAAGACUAGGGGUGUGGUGCAGGAUGGGAUGGAGAAGACGAAGGCUGUCGUCAGUGGGAGUGUAAACACAGUACUGGAAAGCAGAGUGGUCCAGCUGGUCAGCAGUGGAAUGGACACAGCCCUCAGCACAUCUGAGAGUCUGGUGGAGCAGUAUCUCCCUCUGUCAGAGGAUGAACUGGAGCCGGAGGCAAAAGCUGUGAAAGGCUUUAACAACAAGGAACCGAGCUACUACGUCCGCCUGGGCUCUCUCUCUGCCAAGCUUCGAAAGCGAGCUUACACCAGAGCCAUGGCCAGAAUACGUGAUGGCAAGCAGCGCAGCUUAGGAUUCAUCUCCGAACUCAACUCCACUGUUGAUCUGAUUGAAUAUGGCAAAAAGAAUCUUGGUGGUGCUAACCAGAUGGUGAACAACAAGCUGAAUUCCUUGGUGUCAUGGAAGCCCAGUAGUCCAACCCAGGGGAAUGGUCACCAAGCAGAGGUAAUAGAGUCUCGUACCUUGGCCCUGGCACGCUCCCUCACCCAACAGCUCCAAACCACCUGUCUGGUCCUCGUCUCCAGCCUGCAGGGCCUCCCUAACCACAUCCAGCAGGAGGCGCUCUCUCUCAGCCACUCUGCUGUACAAAUCUACAAUAACUUCAGCAAAGCUAAAGUUCUGGGAGACCUGCCAGAUAGUGUGUUAGUCAACAGCAAAGUCCAGCUGGGAAAAAUGAAAGAUUCCCUGGACAACGUCAUGGAUUACCUGGUAAACAACACGCCACUCAACUGGUUGGUGGGUCCCUUUUACCCGCGGAUGACUCCAAAGCAGACUCACACAGCGGCCUCUGCUCCCAGCUGCACAGAGCAAGCGUCAAGCUCACUUUUCCCUCGGCCACAAAAGGAUGAGCCCAUGGAGGUGGAGAUGGAGUCACUAAAAUGCCAUCAGCAGUCCACUCUAGCGUUGCAUUAUGAGUCCAAGUAAUGGUUUUGUGAAAGCUUUGUAAUAAAGAGAUUGCAUUUUCAUUAAUGCUGAAUGCUUAGAAAUAUAGUUUCUAGCAGAAUAUAGCCACACCUUUUAUUAUGGCUUGUAUUACAUCACCUCCAAAUGUUUUCCUUCAGCUUUAGUCAGUUUUUCUAAACAGUUUAUUGGAUCUGCAAAAUUUGUAGUUCAUGAGUCUCCCACCCAACAUGACAAGACACAUAAUUCACAUUACUGAAAAUCUUGAAGUGGGGACUAAUGUUAAGUUUGGAACAAAGUCUUAAGUUUUUGUCACAAAAUAAAGCGUUCUACAAUA
Messenger RNA from Melanotaenia boesemani (Boeseman's rainbowfish), 1755 nucleotides. It is a transcript of the gene plin2, whose product is annotated as perilipin 2. The record is from RefSeq and is a predicted model, not a curated record. Lineage: Eukaryota; Metazoa; Chordata; Actinopteri; Atheriniformes; Melanotaeniidae. Gene Ontology annotation, biological process: lipid storage; positive regulation of triglyceride storage. Bases 72 to 1442 code for a protein of 456 amino acids. The transcript has 8 exons. Gene Ontology annotation, cellular component: lipid droplet; cytosol.